AUGUCUGCGUCAGGCCCCCUCGAAGCGCGCUCGUCCGCCCAGAAGCCUGAGACCGAAGAGAAGUCGCAGUCCCGCAGAAAGCAAGACGAAUCCGAGGAGGAGCUCUUCUCGAACGGCAUCUGGGCGGCCGUGAUCUGCGUCCUCAGCUACACCUACGGGGACAUGACCGUGGCCAACUCUUUCCCCAAGGACAAGCGCCAAAACUCCUGGCUCCUCAUGCUCUCCCCGAUCCCGACCUUCGUGCUGAGCCUCGCCUACGUCGCCUUCGUCACCUGGAUUGGGCCGAAGUACAUGAGGAACCGCGAGCCCAUAAAAGGCCUCAAGACGCUGAUGCUGCUCUACAACGCCUUCCAGGUGGCGCUCUCGGGCUGGAUCUUCCUAGAGUCUGGAAUGGCCGGCUGGUUCGGGAAAUACAACUUGGUGUGCGAACCUUGUGACUUCAGCAACAACCCGAGAGCUCUUAGGAUGCUGAACGCUGCCUAUUGGUAUUAUUUCUCGAAAUUCGUCGACUUCAUGGAUACAAUCUUCUUCGUGGCGCACAAGAAAUACGCCCACAUCUCCCUCCUACACGUCGUCCACCAUGCCACUAUGCCCAUCAGUAUGUGGUACGGCGUCCGCUUUCAUCCGGGCGGCCACAACACCUUCGCCGGAUUCCUGAAUGCGCUCGUGCACACGGUCAUGUACACCUACUACCUCCUGGCCGCCUUGGGUCCCAUCGCCAAGCCCUUCCUGUGGUGGAAGAAGUACGUCACGUCCAUGCAGAUGGUGCAGUUCGUGUUGAUGGUCCUGCAUUCCAUGACGGCUAUGACGGUUGAGUGUUCUGUCCCGACGCCGAUUGUCCGCUGGGUUGGCAUCAUGGCUGUUGUGUUCCUCGUCCUCUUCACCGACUUCUACAUCAAGGCUUAUAGGAAACGCGAUUCACAGAAGAAGCUCAGCGGCGCCCACGAUCACUCCAACGGCAGCCUGAAGCCAAGCCAGAACGGGCUGUGCUUCCCCGCUCUCAACGGGGAAGUGGGCGCCACGACUCUACUGCCGGAGGCGCUACCGGCGAAGGAGUUGCCGAAGGACCUCCCUCGGGACAUGAGCGUGAGGAGUCGCGUCCGAGGAGAGGCUGGGGAAUCGCAUUGAGGGGUUUCUU
Molecule: messenger RNA, 1138 nt
Organism: Penaeus chinensis
Lineage: Eukaryota; Metazoa; Arthropoda; Malacostraca; Decapoda; Penaeidae
Product: elongation of very long chain fatty acids protein-like
Exons: 8
Coding region: 1-1128 (375 amino acids)
Biological process (GO): fatty acid elongation, monounsaturated fatty acid; sphingolipid biosynthetic process; fatty acid elongation, polyunsaturated fatty acid
Cellular component (GO): endoplasmic reticulum membrane
Molecular function (GO): fatty acid elongase activity
Source: RefSeq, a predicted model, not a curated record